Paramuricea clavata is the source of this 913-nucleotide messenger RNA. The record is from the annotation of a GenBank genome assembly. Lineage: Eukaryota; Metazoa; Cnidaria; Anthozoa; Malacalcyonacea; Plexauridae.
CGAAUUUGUUUGAAAUUGUUCCAGUGCAAUUUUAUGUUAGCUGCAAAAAACAGUCUAGAAAACUCAGUCUAUGAAGCAAACUAGGCUACAAAUAGCCAGGGAAUAUAAGAAAAGAAAGCAAUCAGUAGAAACUGAAACAGAAAAGCAGACUAGAACCCGAAAAUGCCAGAAUGUGUAAAAAAAGAAAACGAGGAAGUGAAGAAAAUGAGAGUAAAAAAAAGAGACUUGAAAAUGAAGAAAACUAUAAAAUAUUAAAGCGAGCAAAGGUAUCUUGUGCUGAUGAGCAAGCAAGAGAAAAUCUAAACCAGGAAGAUUACUCAAAAAUAUUUGACAAAAAAAUGGUGGUAUUGAAGAACAAUGUUCGGCAAAAGCUAGCAUUAAUAAAUUUCAUACGUCUGUACAAUACACUAUCUAUCAGUGUACAGAAUGUAAGGAGGCAUGGCCGUUGAAGUCUAAACCUAAGUCACCUUAUGUGUGCUCACUAUACUUGAGAAAGUUUCCCAAAAAAUUUUCAUGUGAAAACUCAAUGAUACCUUCAUGUGUUCCAAAUGAACUAAAAGAUUUAAUUCAGGUUGAGGAAAUGUUAAUUGCUCGUGCUCUUCCUGUCAUGAGAGUAUAUAUUAAGCCUGGUGGUCAACGAGGUUAUUCAAGGCAUUGUAUUAACUUGCCACAAAAUGUCACAGAGCUUGAAGCAUCUUUGCCAAGAUAUCCUGAAGACUUGACAGUGAUUAAUGUCAAGGUAAAAGGUAAAGAGAAUACCUUCAAAGCUGUCAGGGUGCGAAAACAAAAAAUGCACCAUGCUUUAGUUUGGCUGAUUAAUAAUAACCCACAUUAUUCUGAGUUAUUAAUAAAUGAAGAUGCAUUAAACUCUUUACCUGAGAAUGGUGGUACCACCAGAUCUUAUGACUGGUGA